AUGGCAGAGCCGCCAUCUAUCAAGUUUUCCCCACGAGCUGCUAAGCCAUUGGUAACCUCUGUGGGGUCUCAAUGGGAUUUCCAGGAGCCAUCCGACCUCGGCAUCCUCGCCCAAGCUAUCCCCCGACACUUUGAUGCUUGGAAAUGUAACGCUCAGUGCGCGCAAUGCCACCCUCUCGUGCUCUGCCUGGACGGCCCAGGAACAGGCAAGUCGCGGCUCUUAAACGAAUUCCCCAGGCUUGUAAACGACGUGCUCAAGGGCCACAAGAACGAGGAAAUGCUCUCGAUGCUGCAGAACGCGUUCACGUUUAACGUCGCCUUCGAGGAGCAAAGCCAUGCGGACAGCUUUGCUGACGCUAGUUUGGCCAUCGGCACUCGCAUGCUGUACCAGCUUCAGGAUUUACACCCAUGGGAGACGUUCCGUCUAAAUCCGGCCAAUCAUUUGACCCCAAGUUCAGUCUUCUCGAGGCUGGGACGGCUGAAAGGCUUGCCUCCGCACCAACUGUGCGUGAUCUUGUGUGUAGACAAUCUGGACAAUUUAGAUCUUCAAUCUGGAAACUCAGCAUCGCAGUUUCACUAUGGACUAGGCACCCUCUGUGAUCUCGUGAAUGCGUCCAAGUGUUGGGUGCUUGCAACCGCCUCUGCGACUAGUUACAAACCAGUGGAUAAUUUUUUCUCGAUGUCUUCUCAGUGGCAUCUUCACCUCCAACCGGCGAUGCUGGCCCGUCCGAAGAUACAAGGCGAGGAUGUUUUCCUGGGGUAUGGGAGUGACGCUCUGGUGCAGCUUCUGGUUGACGACAUGGGUGGGUUUAGUCGAUGCCUCGAAGUUCUCUACACCGUGAUGCAAAGUAUCGGUCAAAACGGUACAUUCGACUUUGCAAAAGUGCUGAAACGUGUGGUGAAAGCACUUUUCGAAGCCUACCCGGCUAUUCUAACGUCAAUUGACGCUAUGCGUGAGGCGUUUCUGGCUGCUGUUGCUCGUCGAGUUGUUUACAAGAGUACUAUGUUCGGAAACGCUACUCUCGACCAAGUUAUUUCAGCGGGUUUGAUCAGAUUGCGGGAUGCAUUUCUUCAGUGUCCGUACGUGUUGUAUUUGAUGCUCACGGCGGAUGGAAAUCCUUGGAGAGAGUUUGACAGCUAUGUCCCAGUGGAUUCACGUCAGGAUAUCUUGCCGCAGCAAGCCUGGGAUGAAUUCUACAGCAAGUUUCGAGUUUUGAAAUCAAUGGCUUUUGCUCCGGAAUCACCGUUGUUGUGGGGAAUUGUACACUCUGGAGCUCGCCUUGGAUCUGGCUUUGAUCGCUUCGUGCGGGAGGUUCCGCGCAAAGUUGAAUUGGCUCCGCUUGGGAGUUGCACGUGUGACUUGGAUUCUGAAAACCGCUUUUUGUUAUACCAGAAUGCGACGGGGUCGUCGCCUAGACGUUCCUUUCUUUGCUUAGAAGAUGGUACAAGAGGGUUUUUCACGAGCUUAAGCUUAUCAUGCUACCGUGCCAGGUUUGAGAUCUGA
Messenger RNA from Phytophthora sojae, 1503 nucleotides. RefSeq lists its product as hypothetical. The coding region runs from base 1 to 1503 and encodes 500 amino acids. The record is from RefSeq and is a predicted model, not a curated record. The transcript is spliced from 2 exons. Lineage: Eukaryota; Oomycota; Peronosporomycetes; Peronosporales; Peronosporaceae.